CUUCUUCCAAAUAGACAAGCCUGAUCAGAUGCUGCAUAGUGGCAGGGCAACCGCGGCGAGGGAGCCAUAGCAAGACGUCUCAAACUACAGUGUUUUGGUUUGUUUUUUGUGUACGUCCAUCUAGCACCGUGCGAUCCUACAAGGGUCGGUAUUGUUGACGCCGCACAGUCGCUCCCUCUGAAGGUCCCGAAGUGAACAUCUGAAUCAUCAUCAUUUCUUGGAACCCCCUUUUCUUUCCUUCCGCGUUGUUGCCCAACCGUACUGGUUUGGAGAGGCAGGAGAGCCGUGCGCUGCUUUAAAGACUGCGAUGCACCGCUUAAGGACUUGCGCUGCACGCCUGCGGCCCAUCACGGCCUCACAGACUGCUCAGAGCGCCUCCCAAACACGGCCAGCAGCAGCGGCUUUGUCGCCAAGGACGUCUCAGCACAUCAGGUGCUACACGGCGCCCGUUGCUGCUGAGCCUUUCCUCAAUGGAACAAGUUCGAACUAUGUGGAGGAAAUGUACUAUGCCUGGCUGGAGAAUCCCAAGAGUGUGCACAAGUCUUGGGAUAUCUUCUUCCGCAAUGCUAACGCUGGAGCUCCCCCGGGCACGGCGUACCAGAGUCCUCCCCCGCUGGGCGUGAGCUUGACGGGGCUGUCGCAGGCCCAGGCCCUGGUGGGGGCCCAGCCCAACGUGGAGAAGCUGGUGGAGGAUCACCUGGCCGUCCAGUCCCUCAUCAGGGCAUACCAGAUUCGUGGGCACCACGUUGCCCAGUUGGACCCGCUCGGGAUCAUGGAUGCCGAUCUCGACUCGUGCGUGCCCACCGAUAUUAUCACCUCGUCCGACAAGCUUGGCUUCUACGGUCUGAAUGAGUCGGACCUGGACAAGGUGUUCCGGCUGCCCACCACCACCUUCAUCGGGGGCAGCGAGAGCGCCCUGCCCCUCAGGGAGAUCAUCCGACGCCUGGAGAUGGCAUACUGCCAGCACAUUGGUGUGGAGUUCAUGUUCAUCAACGACCUGGACCAGUGCCAGUGGAUCCGGGAGAAGUUUGAGAAGCCGGGAGUCAUGCAGUUCACCCUGGAGGAGAAGAGGACCCUCUUGGCCCGCAUGGUGCGCUCCACCAGGUUUGAGGAGUUCCUGCAGAGGAAGUGGUCCUCAGAGAAGCGUUUUGGUCUGGAGGGCUCUGAGUCGCUCAUCCCCGCCCUCAAGACCAUCAUCGACAAGUCCAGCGAGGCCGGAGUGGAGAGCGUCAUCAUGGGCAUGCCACACAGGGGUCGCUUGAAUGUGCUGGCCAAUGUGAUCCGCAAGGAGCUGGAGCAGAUCUUCUGCCAAUUCGACUCCAAGCUGGAGGCUGCUGACGAGGGCUCUGGGGAUGUGAAGUACCACCUGGGCAUGUACCAUCGGCGCAUCAAUCGGGUGACGGACCGCAACAUCACGCUGUCCCUGAUGGCCAAUCCCUCCCAUCUGGAGGCCGUGGACCCUGUAGUGCAGGGCAAGUGCAAGGCUGAGCAGUUCUACUGCGGAGACACUCAGGGCAACCGGGUGAUGUCCAUCCUGCUCCACGGAGACGCAGCGUUUGCUGGUCAGGGCAUCGUCUACGAGACCUUCCACUUGAGUGACCUGCCCUCAUACACCACACACGGCACCAUUCACGUGGUGGUCAACAACCAGAUUGGCUUCACGACUGACCCGCGUAUGGCCCGUUCAUCCCCAUACCCGACGGAUGUGGCGCGCGUUGUGAACGCCCCCAUCUUCCACGUGAACGCGGACGACCCCGAGGCCGUCAUGUACGUGUGCAACGUGGCCGCCGAGUGGAGAGCCACCUUCCACAAGGACGUCGUGGUGGAUCUGGUGUCAUACCGGCGUAAUGGGCAUAACGAGAUGGAUGAGCCCAUGUUCACUCAGCCGCUGAUGUACAAGCAGAUCAAGAAGCAGAAGCCGGUGCUGCAGAAGUACGCUGAGAAGCUCAUCGCCGAGGGCGCCGUCACCAGGCAGGAGUACGAGGAGGAGAUCGCUAAGUACGAUAAGAUCUGCGAGGAGGCCCAUGCGCGCUCCAAAGAUGAGAAGAUCCUCCACAUCAAGCACUGGCUGGACUCACCAUGGCCCGAUUUUUUCACCCUGGACGGCCAGCCCAAGAGCAUGAGCUGCCCCUCCACUGGCCUGAGUGAGGAGGAGCUGGCUCACAUCGGCAAGAUCGCCUCCUCUGUCCCCGUAGAGGACUUCACUAUUCACGGAGGUCUGAGCCGCAUCCUGAAGGGCCGUGCUACGAUGGUGGAGAAGCGCACGGUGGACUGGGCCCUGGGGGAGUACAUGGCCUUCGGCUCCCUGCUCAAGGAGGGCAUCCACGUCAGGCUCAGCGGACAGGACGUGGAGAGGGGCACCUUCAGCCACCGGCAUCACGUUCUGCACGACCAGAAUAUGGACAAGAAGAUCUGCAUCCCCAUGAACCACGUGGACCCCAACCAGGCUCCCUACACCGUCUGCAACAGCUCGCUCUCCGAGUACGGCGUGCUGGGCUUUGAGCUGGGUUUCGCCAUGGCCAGCCCCAACGCCCUGAUCCUGUGGGAGGCCCAGUUCGGGGACUUCCACAACACGGCCCAGUGCAUCAUCGACCAGUUCAUCUCCCCCGGCCAGGCCAAGUGGGUACGCCAGAACGGCAUCGUCCUGCUGCUGCCACACGGCAUGGAGGGCAUGGGUCCUGAGCACUCCUCUGCCCGGCCAGAGCGCUUCCUGCAGAUGUGCAACGAUGACCCCGACGUCUUCCCUAACAUCAAAGAGGACUUUGCGACGCAGCAGCUGUAUGACUGCAACUGGAUCGUGGUGAACUGCUCCACUCCUGGCAACUACUUCCACGUGCUGCGCAGGCAGAUCCUGCUGCCCUUCCGCAAGCCGCUCAUUGUGUUCACACCCAAAUCCCUCUUGCGCCACCCGGAGGCCAGGUCCAGCUUUGACGACAUGCUUCCGGGCACACACUACCAGCGCAUCAUCCCAGACAGUGGUCCGGCGUCCCAGAACCCGGCGGGGGUGAAGCGGGUCAUCUUCUGCACAGGCAAGGUCUACUACGAGCUGGCUCGAGAGCGCAAGACCCGCAACAUGGAGGACACGGUCGCCAUCGUUCGCAUCGAGCAGCUGUCUCCGUUCCCCUUUGACCUGGUGAAGGCGGAGACUGAUAAGUAUGCCCAGGCGGACCUGUUGUGGAGUCAGGAGGAGCACAAGAACCAGGGCUACUACGUCUACGUCAAGCCCCGCAUACGCACCACCAUCGACCGCCAGCGACCCGUAUGGUAUGCUGGUCGAGGUCCCGCUGCUGCACCCGCCACUGGUAACAAGAAGACUCACCUGCACGAGCUGGAUCGAUUCCUGGACACCGCCUUCAACCUCAACGCCUUCGAAGGACAGUCCUAGCCCUCCUCCCCCUCCGCUAUACUCUCCCCCAUCCCCAGAACACCUACCCCUCCUGCACAAGCCACUGCAUACCCCCCUGACUACAGCACCCCUCUCCCACCUUCCCACCCCAGCCCUGCAACAUAAAUAUAUAUUAAAUAUAUACAUACGUUUUAUUUAAACGGCCAGAUGCUACUGGAGUUCUUAGGACCGCUUGUCCUAACGGUGUGUCCUUAAAACAAACUGCCCCGAGAGAGCAAUAAAUUCCCAGAUCAUAACAACCACCACCAUCUUCAUACACGGAUACACAACAUUUGAGACACAAACGCAAAACACAAAAGGUGUGCACACACGCCUCAGCAUCACCUCCCCACAUACACACACACACAGACAGACGCACAAGUCGGUAACAACUGCUCCACUUGCACAUCUAGUCUCCUGACUGCCCCAUCUGUGGCCAGUGGUGGGCUAAAUCUAGAAGGUUCACUUGGUCCCUGUAUAGCGUGUGGCUUACUGACAGUGAUGGACAACCUAGAUUCAUUAGUUAUACAAGCCAGUGUCACACACCCCAAAUGACCUGGUUUUACCUGUGCUUAUCGCCUGGCCUCCAUUUCGAUAUAGAUGUAGAAUAUUAUAUGCUGCGUUGACCACCACUUAAUUUCGGAACAAAUGGUUCAAGUUAAAUCACCGCCACAUUUAGCGGGUAUAAGGUUUCCAUCAAUUGGUGAUAUGGUGAUGCACACAUUAACCUGCAGGUGGCGGUGAAACAAAAUCUAUGAAAAACACAAGAUGCCAGACCAAGAUGGCGGUGCCCAACGAAAAGGCUGAAUGCAGCAUCUAGUGCUCUGUAGCUAUGGUUUAAGUACGGCAAUCGCCUGGUUGAAUAUGGACUACGUGCCACUGGGUUGUAACUACGUAAUGAAUCCAGGUUGUCCAUCACUGCUUACUGAUCAGUCAUCUCUGUAUAGUGGCAGAGUGCAUGUUUUAGAUACAGCUCCUCUGAUCCUGGCCUACCCAACUCAAUCCAACAGCACUUCAAAAGGGGACAACGGCACAGUUUGAUAUACCCUCAUCGUAGGCAUGGUUGGACCCUGCUUGGCGCAACCCCUGUAGCUAUACAUAGGAGGUGAUCACUGAAAAGCUAGCUUGACUAAGGUAUUAGCAGGCCUAUGCAUUGGCAUUUGUUGUCCUUUCAGGCCUGUGUGUGGUGGGAGUUUUAGUAUGUUUAUUUUCCAAAUGCAUUCUGGGAGUUAGUGUGCUUCUGUUUGCUUCUGGCCGUGUUUUUUGACCUCAUGACAGCCCUCUCUGGAUAACUCUGCAUUUGUUUAUUUUUUAUUACAAUAAUUAUUAUUAUUAUUGCUAUUUAUGUUAUGACUGUAUACACUUAAGGAGCACUGCAGAAAAAAGAAGGAAAAAAACAUUAUAGAAAAGACGAAAAAAAUGCUAUUUUUGCUAUUUUUAGGGGGACACCUCUUCAGACGCACACUUGAGUCCUCCAAACAGGGGGUUUGUGGCUUAUUUGAUGAGUUGACAGGUUUUACGACGAAAUUAAGAGGAAUGUAUGUAACAAUAAACCUUUUUUUUCAUGUA
Molecule: messenger RNA, 4954 nt
Organism: Engraulis encrasicolus (European anchovy)
Lineage: Eukaryota; Metazoa; Chordata; Actinopteri; Clupeiformes; Engraulidae
Gene: ogdhb
Product: oxoglutarate dehydrogenase b
Exons: 23
Coding region: 308-3385 (1025 amino acids)
Biological process (GO): tricarboxylic acid cycle
Cellular component (GO): mitochondrion; oxoglutarate dehydrogenase complex
Molecular function (GO): thiamine pyrophosphate binding; oxoglutarate dehydrogenase (succinyl-transferring) activity
Source: RefSeq, a predicted model, not a curated record